Molecule: messenger RNA, 1455 nt
Organism: Acanthosepion pharaonis
Lineage: Eukaryota; Metazoa; Mollusca; Cephalopoda; Sepiida; Sepiidae
Source: the annotation of a GenBank genome assembly
AUGGAAAAGAUGGAGGAGCAAUCACAAGACACGCCCCAGCGACUUGUAAAGCGGAGUUUGCUUGCACCGAGGCAACGCGAGGAGACGAAAUCACAUGAUCACCUUUCUUUCCCCACUACUCUUUCCUCUUUCUCUUCCUUCUUGUCUACCCUUUUUUCCCACGUACUCUUUUCUUCCCUCUUACCUUUUCCUCCUUGUCUUUUCUCCCUGCCCGUCUACUCUUUCUUUUUUCCUACUCUUUCUUUCAUUUUGUCUACCCUUUCUGUACUCCUAUACCUUACCUUUUCUUCCACUUUCCAGUUUACCUUUCUUCCCUCUUACCUUUUCUUCCUUCCUGUUUACACUUUCUUCUCUCCUACCCUUUCCUCCGUCUUACCUCUUGUCUACCUUUUCUUAUUUCCUGUCUACCCUUUAUUACUUCCUGCCCUUUCCUCGUCGUCCCCCCACUUGUAUACCUUUUCUUUUCUCCUAUUCUUUCCUCCUCCUUACAUUUUUCUUCUUUCUUGUCUACCUCGUCUGGUCUUUCCUCUUCUUUAUUUUUUCUUCAUUCCUGACUCGAUUUUCUUCUCUCGCACUUAUUCUUUCAUUGUCUACCUUUUCUUCCCCCCUACCUUUUUAAACCCGCUUAAACUUUUUUUUUCUUUCUGUCUAUUCUUUAUUCCCUCCUACUUUUUCUUAUACGAAAUUCACUAUACUUUCUUUUUCUUUCCCUCCUCAUCGCUUCAUCUUUUCUUUUUUUUCUUUCAUUUAUCAUUUGUUCUAUUUCACUUUCAUAUUUUUGUUCUUUCUUUUCUCUUUCAUUCAUUCAUUCUUUCUUUCUUUAUUUAUUUAUUUAUUUAUUUAUUUCUCCCCACGUCUUUUUGUCUAUUCUUUUUCUUUUCUUACAAUUUCCAUUUAUUUCCAUUUUUUCUCUUUCAUUCAUUCAUUCAUUCAUUCAUUCUUAAUUUAUUUCUUCUUUUCUUCCCUUUUUCUUUUUUAAUCCUCUUCUUUCUUUCAUUAUUUUGUUCUUCGUUCAUUUAUAUUUUUACUUCGAUUUUCUAUUCUUUCGAUAUCCUUCCUACCUUCUUUCUUUCUUUUUCUUUCUUUUCAUUCUUCUUUCAUUCUCUAUGUUCUUUUCAUAUCUAUCUAUCUAUCUAUCUAUCUAUCUAUCUAUCUAAGGAUUUUGAUCUUUCUCUGUCUAUUUACCCAUCUUUUUAUACCUAUCUCUUAUUUUGUUCAUUAUCCAUCUUUCUACCUAUCUCACUCUAUACAUAUAUAUCUAUUUAUCUAUCUGUAUAUAUCAUUAAAUGGUGUUCAUCACCCCCUCUCUCUCUUUCUCUCUCUCUCUCUCUCUCUAUCUAUCUAUCUAUCUUAAUCUUUUCAUAUCUAUUUCUGAUUCUCUUCAUAUCUCUCUCUUUGGACCUUUCCAUCAAAAUCCUUUUUUUUCAGCUCUCACUCUCUUCUUUCUCAGCCUAA